AUGCUAAAGCUACACCCGCACUCUGCAGAGAUGUCGCACCGGGGGCACAUGUUCCGGGCUCUGGUGAACGAGCGGCUGGCGGCGGCUGCGGAGGAGAUCUUCGCCCUGUUCGAGCGGACCAUAGCGGAGUACGAGGAGGAGAUGUGUCGCUCCAAAGAGAAGCAGCGGAGGCAGCGGAGCCAGCAGGAGUCUGUGCCCGAGACAGGACAGCGCGACCCCCACACAGGACACACCGACCCCCGCACACAUCCAGAAAAGAAGGUGAAGUCUCCGGACCCUGACGAUGACGAGGAUGAAGCCCGGGACCUGGUGUUGCACACUGUGGUCAAAGAGGAGUUCACCAUCAAAGAGGAGGACUUCAUCAAACAGGAGGAAGAGGAGGAGCAGCUCUUCUACUCAGAGAGGACCGAGGACCAGACCAGGACCGAGGACCAGCCCUGGAGGACCGCGGACCACACCGGGAGCCCGAGUGGGAGGCCCUCGGAGCAGACCUGGAGGAGCGCGGACGACAUCGGGAGGACGUCCAACGACACGGACGAGGAGUGGGAGGAGCCAGGCAGCAGCAGCUCGCUCACACGCUCCGAGGCCGAGGCCGAUGUGGACUACUUCAGUCAGGUCUACAUGCAGGUGGGUGGUCCAGGGGCCGAGGGUCUAUCAGUGAGCUCCUAUUUCUUCCAGUGGAUUUUCACCAGAUCCACUUGGUUCGGACCAUGA
Messenger RNA from Knipowitschia caucasica, 714 nucleotides. NCBI's taxonomy places the organism in Eukaryota, Metazoa, Chordata, Actinopteri, Gobiiformes, Gobiidae. The record is from the annotation of a GenBank genome assembly.